Chanos chanos (milkfish) is the source of this 996-nucleotide messenger RNA. It is a transcript of the gene pbk, whose product is annotated as PDZ binding kinase. Gene Ontology annotation, molecular function: ATP binding; protein serine/threonine kinase activity. Gene Ontology annotation, biological process: peptidyl-serine phosphorylation. The record is from RefSeq and is a predicted model, not a curated record. Lineage: Eukaryota; Metazoa; Chordata; Actinopteri; Gonorynchiformes; Chanidae. The transcript is spliced from 7 exons. The coding region runs from base 1 to 996 and encodes 331 amino acids.
AUGGAGUCCAACACGAACACACCAAAUGCUUUCAAAACUCCCCGCAAGCCGGAGAAGAUGAAAAGCCCAGGUAACAAGUUAACUGAGAGCUGCAGUGCUCCAGGGACCCCUGUUACCAUACCAGCUUCUCCGUUCAUGAAGAAGCUAGGCUGUGGGACCGGGGUGAAUGUUUAUCUCAUGAGCAGGAACGGAAAAUUUCACUCACCAUGGGCGAUAAAGAAGAUUAACAGCAAAUGCACGACCAGCCAGAAGAAUAUUUAUCAGAGGCGUUUGUGUAAUGAGGCAAAAAUUUUGAAAGACUUGCAGCACCCCAAUGUUGUGGGCUUCCGUGCGUUUACAACAUCAAAAGACGGUUCCAAAUGUCUGGCUAUGGAAUACGGUGGAGAGCAGUCUCUCAACGACCUGAUCGAGAAGCGGAGAGAGAGCGGACUCCAGGCCUUUCCUGUGGACGUUGUAGAGAAUGUGGCAUUACAUGUCGCCCGCGGAUUAAAGUACCUGCACAACGAGAAAAAACUCUUACAUGGGGACAUGAAGUCUUGCAAUGUUGUCAUAAAGGGCGACUUUGAAACGAUUAAAAUCUGUGAUGUUGGUGUGUCUCUGAGGCUGGAUGAAAAUAUGCAAGUGAGUGAUCCCAAAGCACACUACAUUGGCACAGAGCCGUGGAAACCUAAGGAGGCCCUGGAGGGUGGAGUCAUCACAGACAAAGCUGACAUCUUUGCCUACGGUCUCACCCUGUGGGAGAUGAUGACCUUGUCAGUGCCACACCUGGAGAUGCUGGACAGCGAGUGUGAUGACGACGAUGACUCUUUUGAUGAGGAUGAUUUUGAUGAAGAUGCGUAUUACGAGUGCCUGGGGACACGGCCUGCUUUAGACUCAGACACUCUGGGCGGUGCCUAUCAGAAGAUGGUGGAGCUCUUCUGUCUGUGCACGGAAGAAGAUCCACGGAAACGACCUUCAGCCUCAGACAUAGUUCAGGCCCUGGAGUCUAACUUAUAG